GAUACAUGACACCUUUUCUCUCUUUACCCUUUAUCUUUUCCUGUCUCUUUCUCUUCCAACAACACGACCAAAAGAGAUGAUGAAACCAUCUGGGUCCCACGAAUUCCUGGGGACCGUUCACAACAUCCUCGGAAAUCCUCCGCAGAUCUCGCACAUCGUACUUUCAGGACACAAAAACACAAGCCAUUGUUGGAUUGUGUUGCAUUGUUCAUUUCUGGAAGAGAGAGACAAGACAAAACAGAAAACAAAAAAUAACAAACGAAAACCAAACCAAACAAAACAAAACCACCGAUUUUUCAUCCUUCCACGAUGCCCCUGUUUCUGGGUUCUUCUUCUUUUUAUCUCUGACGGUUCGGUUUUCUCGGAGGCGGUCUCGCAACCCGCUUCCGAGCCGGGUCAAGUAAACCGGGCGGGUGAAUGGGCUGUGUCAACUCCAAGAAAGCGGUGGCCAGAGCCGCUUCUGCUUCGCCGGUGGGACCCUACGUCGUGCAAUCGAGCUCCAGAAAGAGGACCAGCAAUGUGCCUUCUUCUGCGGCGGUGUCGGUGGUGGUGGCGGAGCCACCUCCACCAGCUCCUUCAGCUCCUCCACCUGUGUCGGUUUCGGCGUCGGCGUCGCGCUCGUCAAGAGAGCAUUUGCGUUCCGGGUCGGUGGUUGUGACCCGAAAGAGCGACGCGAAACCCGAGGUGGAGGAGUGGAAGAAGGGAAGUUUGACUAGGAGGCUUGGUUUGUCGUCGUCGUCGGGAAGGUUUGUGGAAGCGGAGCAGAACGCGGCUGGUUGGCCUUCUUGGCUCACCUCCAUUGCAGGGGAAGCCAUUCAUGGAUGGGUUCCUCUCAAAACAGAGUCUUAUGAGAAAUUAGAUAAGAUUGGACAAGGUACAUAUAGCAGUGUGUUCCGAGCACGUGAAGUUGACACAGGGAGAAUGGUUGCCCUGAAGAAGGUGCGCUUCGACAAUCUUCAACCUGAAAGCAUAAGAUUCAUGGCAAGAGAAAUCAUAAUUCUCCGCACACUUGAUCACCCAAACAUCAUGAAAUUGGAGGGUAUAAUCACUUCACAACUAUCACAUAGCAUAUACCUUGUAUUUGAAUACAUGGAGCAUGACCUUGCUGGUCUUGUAUCUUCUCCCGACAUCAAGUUCAGUGAGUCACAGAUUAAAUGUUACAUGAGACAACUGUUAAGUGGACUUGAGCAUUGUCACCUCAGAGGUAUUAUGCAUCGAGAUAUUAAAGUAUCAAACAUAUUAGUGAAUGAUGAAGGUAUUCUCAAAAUAGCAGAUUUUGGAUUAGCAAAUACCGUUAACCCGAAUAGCAAGAUCCCUUUAACAAGUCGUGUAGUGACGCUAUGGUAUCGCCCUCCUGAGCUAUUGAUGGGAUCAACAAAUUAUGGAGUCUCAGUGGAUCUAUGGAGUGUGGGCUGUGUAUUUGCUGAACUUUAUCUAGGGAAGCCCAUCCUUAAGGGUAGAACUGAGGUGGAACAGUUACACAGAAUUUUUAAGCUUUGUGGGUCUCCACCUGAGGAGUUCUGGAAAAAGUGUAAGCUUCCUCUUGCAACAAUGUUUAAGCCUCAGACUAAUUACGAAAGCUCUUUUCGCGAGCGGUGUAAAGGUUUUCCUGCAACUGCUGUAAAGCUUCUUGAGACUUUACUGACCAUUGACCCCUACGAGCGCGGGACUGCCUCCUCUGCACUAAUGUCCGAGUAUUUCAGCACCCUUCCUUAUGCUUGCAAUCCAUCAGUCCUGCCAAAGUAUCCACCAAGCAAAGAAAUGGAUGCUAAAAAUCAGGAAGAUACACGCAGGAAAAAGUAUGGAGGUAAAGUGAGAGAGGCCGUAACAUCAAAAAGGCAAAGACGAGUCCAGAAAGUUCUGCAGGACCCUAACAAUGUCAAUAAGCCAGUUCUGAAAGAGGAAAUGCAGAAUACUUCUCAAAAUGCUUGUAGAGAUGACGACGGUAAAGCACAUCUUACAAAGGGAAAAGUAGGAGGUGUGCACAAAGGGCAACAAAAAUCUUCAUAUAAUGCAAAGUCAGAGGCCCAAAGGGUAAAUGGUAGUAAUGGCUAUAGUGUGUACUCAGGACCAGCACCAGUUACAGGAUCUAGUGGCUUUACCUGGGUGAAAAGGAGAAAACCAGAGGUUUCAUCUGUAUUAUCAGAUAGCUCAAGAAGCAAAAUCAGUGCACUCGAUCCAACCUUUGCGAAAGGCACGUAUGAUUUAACAAAACACGGGAUAGAUAUUUCAGAAAGGAAACAUAGUUACAGCACAAGCCAUCAGGAUGAGACCUCCAAGGGUGUAUUACAGAAGAACCAGGCUCGUCACGGUCUACGAGAAUCCUUUGACAUAGCUGAUACAUACCGUUCAAAUCAUUACAUGGAAUAUGAUCUCACAGAAAAAACAGAUGCUCAGAUAAAUACUCAGGGCCACAGAAGACUUGGUGAGCCUGUGGAACAAUCAAGACCAGCAAUGAUCCAACGAAAUAAAAGUGAUGAUUUUCUGCAGUUGAAUGCAAAUAGCAAGUGGCGAUCUGUUCGUAGAUCAAGGCUUGGAAGAGACAAAUGACUCAUGGAUUAUUGGACUGGAGUAAUCCCCAACUCUACCAUGGCGCUUGACUAAACAUCAUGUCCAUUGAUGGACUUUCUUGUUGGCAUUUGAACCAUUUUAACUUCUGACUUCAGCUUUCUCCUGACAUCUUUGGUGACACUGCACCUCCUUUUGUUCAUAACAAAGUGUUCUCAUACAGGUUUAUCAUACAUAGGAGUAACACUGAAAUAUAUAGGAUUACAGUAACAGUAUAAUUGCCAAUAUGGAAGAUGAUAUGAUCAAACAAACGUUAACUUUUUUUCUGGUAGAGUUUUGUCCUUAGCAUCUUAGUACAUGUCCCUAGUUAUUUAUUUAUUAUUAUUCUUUUUGUCUCAACACUUGAGCAGUGUAUGCAGAUCUUAAUAAGAGGUAGAAUGUUAUCUCAAAAUGCCUAAUUAGGAAACACAAAGACCAAAGCACGUUCUCUAUGUAUUGCUGUUUUGAACGUCAGGAAUCCAGGAUAAAGUAUUCAUUUUUUGUUUA
Lotus japonicus is the source of this 3054-nucleotide messenger RNA. RefSeq names its product cyclin-dependent kinase C-2 C-like. Gene Ontology annotation, biological process: protein phosphorylation; positive regulation of transcription elongation by RNA polymerase II. The record is from RefSeq and is a predicted model, not a curated record. Gene Ontology annotation, molecular function: ATP binding; cyclin-dependent protein serine/threonine kinase activity; RNA polymerase II CTD heptapeptide repeat kinase activity. The coding region runs from base 418 to 2550 and encodes 710 amino acids. The transcript is spliced from 9 exons. Gene Ontology annotation, cellular component: cyclin-dependent protein kinase holoenzyme complex; nucleus. NCBI's taxonomy places the organism in Eukaryota, Viridiplantae, Streptophyta, Magnoliopsida, Fabales, Fabaceae.